Molecule: messenger RNA, 1466 nt
Organism: Daucus carota subsp. sativus
Lineage: Eukaryota; Viridiplantae; Streptophyta; Magnoliopsida; Apiales; Apiaceae
Product: probable serine/threonine-protein kinase PBL7
Exons: 5
Coding region: 124-1332 (402 amino acids)
Biological process (GO): protein phosphorylation
Molecular function (GO): ATP binding; protein kinase activity
Source: RefSeq, a predicted model, not a curated record
GUCUAUGUGUGUUGUCUUUAAUUCUUUCAUGUCUGUGUAGUGAGCCUGAGAAGAAGAAACAUAUAUACUGUUACAGAGAGAGAGAGAGAGAGAAGGAAAGAGAGAGAGAGAGGGGGCAGAGAGAUGGGUUGUUUCCCUUGUCUUGGAGGUUCGAAUAAACAAUCAAAGAAAAAGAUUAACAGCAGCAACAAUCAAAACAAUGAUCAAGCAGAUUCUGCUGCAGAUACAUUGGAAACUACUCUGAAUGAUGAUGUGAAGAAUGAAGAGUCCAAGAAGGCUGUUGACCAAUCUGUAGCAGUUCAGCAGGACACAAACUAUAAGGUUGAUAGAGAUGUUCGAAUGGAUGCGAUUAAGGCAACAUCAUUUACCUUUAAAGAAUUGCAGUAUGCCACAGAGAAUUUUAAGCCGGAUAACUUUCUUGGCGAGGGUGGAUUUGGCAAAGUCUUCAAAGGAAUAUUAAAGGAUACUGCCCAGGUUGUAGCCAUCAAGCAACUAGAUCGCAAUGGAGGGCAAGGCAUCAGGGAAUUCGUUGUUGAAGUGAUGACUCUAGGUUCAGUUGAUCACCCCAAUCUUGUGAAGCUAAUUGGUUUUUGUGCUGAGGGUGAUCAAAGGUUGUUGGUUUACGAGUUCAUGCCCUUGGGUUCUUUGGAUGAUCAUUUGCAUGGUCCUAGGCGGAGGCCUAUUGAUUGGAAUACAAGAAUGAAAAUAGCUGCUGGUGCAGCAUGCGGAUUAGAAUAUCUACAUGAUAAGAUGAAUCCUCCAGUAAUUUAUCGUGAUUUGAAAAGCUCUAAUAUUCUGCUUGGCGAGGAUUAUUACCCUAAGCUAUCUGAUUUUGGCUUGGCAAAAGUGGGACCUACAGGAGACGAUACCCAUGUCUCCACCAGAGUGAUGGGGACUUAUGGCUACUGUGCACCAGAUUAUGCAAUGACUGGCCAGUUGACCUUUAAAUCAGAUAUAUAUAGCUUUGGUGUCCUUCUUUUGGAGAUCAUUACGGGGCGAAAAGCAAUUGAUUUUUCAAAACGUUCCAGAGACCAAAAUCUUGUUGCAUGGGCACGACCUUUAUUUAGGGAUCGGAAGAAAUUUUACCAGAUGGUAGACCCUGUUCUCCAAGGCCAAUAUCCAGUAAAAGGGUUAUAUCAAGCUCUUUCAGUUGCUGCAAUGUGUGUACAGGAGGAACCUUCACUGCGGCCCCUUGUAGCUGAUGUCGUAAAGGCUUUGGAUUACCUUGCUUCACAAACAUAUGAUCCUCAAACUCAACGGGUUCAGAACUCUGGCAGGCCCACGCCAUCUCAUAGACCUGAUGUGAAUGACAAUGAACAGAAUGUUAGUUGAGUUGGAGACAACAUGAUGGUGGAUCAAUUAGGACUAGUAAUUGAGUACAUACAGGUACUUUUUCCUGGUUAACAAUUCUGGAACACAUUAUGAUGGCAGCUGCUCUAAUAUGGACCAUAGUAAUCUCGAUUUCU